Molecule: messenger RNA, 1458 nt
Organism: Sparassis crispa
Lineage: Eukaryota; Fungi; Basidiomycota; Agaricomycetes; Polyporales; Sparassidaceae
Exons: 1
Coding region: 1-1458 (485 amino acids)
Source: RefSeq, a predicted model, not a curated record
AUGACUGCGACGGAUACUUGUGAUACAGAUUCACUCGGACUUGGACUCUCUCGAAAUGAUGCGAGCUCGACGGCGCGUGUACCGAUUGACCGCAUCCCGGAGGAUGUGAUGCACGUCAUUUUUGAGUCUUGGAGAAACGAUGCACCUCAUGAGCAGUUUUAUACUGCGCUUUGCGUGGCCUCUGUUUCUCGGUCAUGGCGGCACGUCGCACUCAACACUUCCUCGCUUUGGACGUCCCUCGUUUUGGUCCUGGACGGUCUCCAUUCUCCAAACCCUCUCCCGUUGUUCCUUGAGCGAUCUUGCAAUCGGCAACUGACCCUCGUCGUCCGGCGCAAGGAAGAGGUCGAUCGGACAAUUACACUUACGGACAUGCAUGCUCUGACAACGCUAGCAUGCGAUGUCAUGAAGUUGCUGGUCGAACAUCUUGAAGCGUGGUGGUCUAUCACCAUUUCGGCUGACAUCGUCGACCUGGCACGAAAAUGCUUACCCUCGUUGCAGUGGCAAGGCUGCGCUCGUUCAUUACGACACUUGGUCAUCGUGGACCCCAUCAGUUCUCUUGACAUCUCUCCCUAUCCUUUACUGCCACUCAUCGGUUCUAACUUUCGCGCCCCACAGCUGUGUACGUUAGAAUUGCGGUCUACACUCGAGUUCAUGGCCGAUCUCGAUCUCGGCACCUUCCCAGCUCUGGAGAAGGUGUUGGCAACUGACGAUAGCUUGCCCUUUGGGCGGGAGGCAUCGGAUUUCAUGAAGAGGUUCCACUCCCUUAGGCUUCUUACUUGUAUCCAUCUCAUUGGCUCUCAAUUCGAACUGAUGACGCUGCAAACCCAUGUUGAAAAGGUCGAAUUGCAGUCGUUAAAGGAGUUUACAUUCGAGGAUAUGCCGCUCGAGGAGGUCGUCACUCUCUUGGCAAUAAUCCACGCUCCCGUUCUAUCUGCAAUUAGGUGUAUUAACCUGGAUGUCCAUCAAAGCUACCCGCUCAUAGAUCAAGAUGACUUAGCCUACUUCCCGUCCUCACCCAGCCUCACGCUGUCCAAGCUGUCCUCUGGUGUCAAGAUCGAGGUCUUCGGAGAGAUUGCGUACCCUUUUGAAGUCGUGCAUUUUGUAGGAUGCGGCGGCCGACUCGAUGAGCUUAUCCGGGUAACAUCUCGGGGAAGCCCAGGUACUUACGGGAACUUCCCGCGGAUGGUGCGCCUAGACAUCCAGAGCGAAGCUGGAGUCUCCCCUCGUUGGCUUCGACAUGUGGUUGAAGUGCGCCAGAGAGCGAGUAAAGUCUCCCCCAUACAUACCAGUUUCGAAAGUCCCUCCGUGAUCGAAGAGAUUCGUGUUCAAACGCUCCGGGAGAUACCCCAAGAGGACCGCGAUUGGUUUGAACGGAACUUGCAGUUGUUCGAGUGGGUCACAGAUGACGUGGUAGAUGUGAGGUUAGAUGGUUCGGUCACAAUUUUUUGUCGAUUCUGA